AUGGGGGCAUCGCUGACCAAGCAAGAGGGAAGCCUUUGCGACGCUGCGAGAGAUGGCAAGUUGGAUGUUAUCCGAUCCUGUCUCGACGACGGCGCCGACGUCAACUGCACGAGCAACACGCGUUGGACGCCAUUGCACGUUGCUGCUUCUCAAGGCCAAUAUGGCGCCGUCGGCCUGUUGCUCACGAGGGGCGCUGCCAUCGCCGCCAAAAACGACGAUGGUGAAACACCAUUGCACGUUGCUGCUCUGCAUGGUCACUUGGCCGUCGUACGCCUGUUGCUCGAAAAGGGCGCUGCCAUCGCCGCCAAAACCAAGCGUGGUGACACGCCAUUGCACGUUGCUCCUUCUACAGGCCAAUAUGACGCCGCCGACCUGUUGCUCGAGAAGGGCGCUGCCAUCGCCGCCAAAAACGACCGUGGUGACACACCAUUGCACGUUGCUGCUCGGUAUGGUUCCUUGGAUGUCGUACGCCUUUUGCUCGAAAAGGGCGCGGACGUCACAGCAAAAAAUGGGAAUGACGAGACGCCACUCGCGCUUGCAAAAAGUGAGCUUCAUUUCCACGUCGCCUUGCUUCUCUCCUCCAAGGAAAACAACAAUGAGCCCUUGGCAGCGCUGCUACUUGUGGCCUCCAUGUCGAUGUAUGCAUGUUUCACGUAUGUGUUGUACGCUGCAGCUUUGCUACUCUUUGCGAUCGCGCUUUGGGUCGUGUACAAACUCUUCCUCGUGAUGCUUUGGGUCGUGUACCAGCUCUUCCUCGUGAUGCUUGGUGUCGGGUACCAGCUCUACAUGGGGACUUCGUACCUGCUGGGAGCACUGUUGUACAAUUUAUACCUACUUCUUCUCUGGACCCGAGCCGACCCUUUGUCGCCGCAAAGACUUUUCUUGGCUGCAAGAGACGGUGACGCGGAUGCCGUGCGAUUCCGUCUGUACGAAGGCCACAGCGUCAACGCCAAGGGCGAGCAUGAUGGAACGCCACUGCACGUUGCUGCUGAGAAUGGUCACGUGGAGACUGCCCGCCUUUUGCUCGACAAGGGCGCUGUCAUUGACGCCAAGGACAAGGACGGCGAGACUGCACUACACGUCGCUGCGGCUCACGGCCGUGAAGACGCGGUCCAGUACCUUUUGGCCGCCAAAGCCAAUGUCCUGGCCACGACACAGGAGGGCAAGACAGCACUUCAAUUGGCCGUCGAUCGAGGCCAUGUCGAGGUCGCUGCGGUGCUGCUCGAAGCAGCAACACUGACGGCGGACACGUUGCUGCAGCUGGCCGCGUGCUUCGGCAACUCGGGCCAUGUCGACACGCUGCUGGGAGCUUUCUUACCAAGACAAUCGCCCGAGACGCUCGCGAUGGCGCUUUUGCAGGCCAAGAUAAACGGCCGUGACGACGUGCUCCGGAUGCUGCGGCCGCACGUCGCGGCCAGCAGCCUCCAGCUCAAGUUUACGAAGGAGGACGUGGCGACGAUGGCGUACUUGACGGCGCUGACACAUGAUGCCACCAACCUCCAAAACGAGCUCACCAUUCGGGCUGUGCCUUCCAGCGCAAUCUACUCGGUUGACGGGACAACGGUGUUUACGGUGGUAGUCAUCCUCGUGACGCUCUUGGUUGCAGCAGUGCGCAGCCGCAGACGUACCAUCGGCGCCCAUCACCAGAUCGCGCCAGCAACGACCGAGGGGCCCGACGCAAGAAACCGUGCCAAGAAGCUCUCUGACGCAAUCCAACAAAACAAUUGGGAGAUGACCAAAACGCUGCUGCUCUCCGACGAUGAUGUGGCUGUCCCCACCAACAACGACACCGUGGCGAUGCUGUUGGACCACGCGAUCGAAGCAUGUGACGCCGACUUGCUGCAGAGCGUGGUCACGCACCUCGGCGCCGUCAGAGGAUCCCUCGCCAGCGACGUGUGUCACAGAAUGCUUUUGGCUGCAGUGACAAGCAACCAGCCACGACUGGUCAAGGUGCUCGUGCAGGACCGCAGAGUGUUUGCGGCCGUCUCCGUCGUCUCGAGCACGGGCACCUCGCCGUUGCACGAGGCGGCUACGCGAGGCGACGCAAGCAUUGUUACUCUCCUACUCGCAAGUCCAACCGCGGACGUCAAUGCAACCAACGCGGAGGCAUCCACACCGCUAAUGCUCGCUGUGGCACAAGGCCACUGCGACGUCAUUCGAACGCUCGUCGCCUUUGGCGCCACAAGAGAUACGUCGCUGCUGGAUAUGGCCAUCAACAACGUCGACACCAGCGUCCUUGCCGCCCUCCUCGCUGCGCCAAACAUGGAUCUCGAGCAGCUGGAUGGGGACGGCACGUCGAUCCUGGCUCGAGCUGUUGCCCGUGGUGCUACGUCUGCGGUCGAGUGCCUCCUCGACGCUGGGGCGAACGCGGCCGUUCAGGGACUUGGCGGUGUGUCACUUUUGGCGCUGGCCAACCAGCGUGGUCUUCGACGCAUCGCGCGUCUCCUCUACAAGGCGCUUUACGGCGAGCCCCACGAGGCCACCGAUGCUGACAUUGAUCGAAGUGAGGAACAGAGUCUAGGCCAUGGAACUGGCGGGAAAGUCGUCAGGGCUUCGUACCGCAAACUCGCCGUCGCGGUCAAAAGUCCACAUUACCGGAACCAAUUCAAACAAUUUCGGGAUGAGAUUAACGUGAUGCGGCGGUUUAAGUCGCCGUACGUGCUGCCGCUCCUCGCUGCGGUCGACGUUACUCCGCACAAGCCACAAAUGAUCCUCGAGCUCAUGACCGACGGCGACCUUAUGAAGUACCUCGACGACCGACAAGCUAAUGUGCGCCAAGAUGGGACCGUCAUGGCUCUAAACGUGGCGUGGGUGCUGGUGAAUGCCCUGUGGGACUUCCACCGCCAAGGUCUCAUGCACCGCGACGUCAAGAGCCUCAACAUUUUCCUUUGCGGUCGGAACGGCAUCAAGCUCGGCGACCUCGGCACAGUGCGUGAGCUCAACGACAACUUGACGACCAACGUGGGUACGCUAAAGUGGCGCGCGCCCGAGGUCAGCGUCACCGGUGGCAUCUACGACUGUGCCGCCGACAUGUUCUCGUUUGGCGUCGUCCUCGACGAGCUUCGUGUGUUGGUCUCGGACGCGAACGACGCGCCGUGGCUGGCGCCACUCGCAGCCGCGUGCAAGCAAAAACUGGCGACAAGCCGACCGACGGCGAUUGCAAUCGUCGAGCGUUUGGGCUACGAAGUCCGCAACGUCCCAGCCCCAAGUGGUCUCGCAGCGCAGCUCUUGCGCCAGAAUGUGCCGCGACACGGUGUGCCGAUCCUGUGA
Messenger RNA from Saprolegnia diclina VS20, 3270 nucleotides. Its product is annotated as TKL protein kinase. The record is from RefSeq and is a predicted model, not a curated record. Bases 1 to 3270 code for a protein of 1089 amino acids. Lineage: Eukaryota; Oomycota; Saprolegniomycetes; Saprolegniales; Saprolegniaceae. The transcript has 26 exons. Gene Ontology annotation, molecular function: ATP binding; protein binding; protein kinase activity. Gene Ontology annotation, biological process: protein phosphorylation.